Messenger RNA from Aspergillus mulundensis, 807 nucleotides. Its product is annotated as Fig1 domain-containing protein. The record is from RefSeq and is a predicted model, not a curated record. NCBI's taxonomy places the organism in Eukaryota, Fungi, Ascomycota, Eurotiomycetes, Eurotiales, Aspergillaceae. Gene Ontology annotation, biological process: conjugation with cellular fusion. The transcript has 4 exons. Gene Ontology annotation, cellular component: mating projection tip; membrane. The coding region runs from base 1 to 807 and encodes 268 amino acids.
AUGCCGAGAUUUGCGCGGGGCUUUGCCCGGUUCAUUCCGAUGAUCGGAUAUCACCAUGUGCUCAUGAUCAUUAUUGCCGUUACUAUUAUUCUUCUCUCGCUGUUACUGGCAGGAUGCUCGUCAUCAUCACCCCAGAUGCCCACAAUUUUCCUGAUCUCUAUGUACUAUGAGCGCUACGAUCCGGUCUUCGACCUCGCCCAAGUUAAUCCUCAGGUCGUGACAGCCACAGCCAAUAUUGUCGGAGGUGCCCAGCUGGAGGUUCGCGUGGGCUAUUUUGGCAUCUGUGUUCAACCGGACGGUGGGUCUUACAUCUGCAACAACAACGCAACCGCAUUAGCAGAGAUCUUGAACUUUGAUCAAGAUCCGCUGAACCUCGUCUGGGUUGCGUCAACGUUCAAAGAUGCGGUUGUCUUCCCGUACUUAAUAAUCAUCGCCAUCAUCCUUGCUUUCAUCUGUUUCAUUAUCCUCGCAACCUUUCCUGGCUGGCACGAGGAGGUUGACGCGAGCGGUUCCGAAGUCGAAGUGAAACCGUUCCCUUCCCGCCCCGUAUCGCAGGUGGCCCUGGCCCUGAUCUUCGUGGCCGCAGUGUUCGUGCUAGUAUCAGUGCUAUGGCAACAUACAGCCUCUGUUGGAGCAAGCACAAUAGUGCAAGACCUAGGGAAUGGAAGUGUCAAGAGCGGCGUCGGAACUUCCGCCAUGGUUUUGGGUUGGUUCGGAUUCGCCCUGCUGGUGGUCGUGACAAUCGGACUGCUAGUCAUGAUUCUGAAUUUGCGGAUGUUAAGACAACUGACGGACGAAGAGCCCUAA